Molecule: messenger RNA, 7558 nt
Organism: Schistosoma spindalis
Lineage: Eukaryota; Metazoa; Platyhelminthes; Trematoda; Strigeidida; Schistosomatidae
Source: the annotation of a GenBank genome assembly
ACUGCCGUUUUUUCAAACAUCCGUCAACUUCCCGUGGUUGACGGUGGUGAAUCGAAUAUGCCGACUAGUGACUGUGAUGGUGCUCUGGUAUUAGAAGAUGGUUCGGUAUUCAAUGGCUUCUUGCAUGGUGCUAAGAUUCCUCAGUCUGGGGAGGUGGUUUUUCAGACAGGAAUGGUGGGUUAUGUAGAAUCUUUGACCGACCCAUCAUACCAUUCCCAGCUACUGGUACUAACAUAUCCAUCCAUCGGUAAUUAUGGUGUUCCGUCGCCGAACGAUGUUGAUGAAUACGGUUUGCCUAGAUGGUUUGAAUCAAGUCAAAUAUAUGCUAAAGGGCUAAUUGUUUCUGAAUUGUGUGAAGAGUUUUCUCACUUUUCAGCAGUGAAAUCACUUAGUCAUUGGUUAUAUGAAAGUGGUGUUACGUGUAUAAGUGGAAUCGAUACGCGAUCUCUAACCCUAAAGCUUAGACAACAUGGUACGCUUCUGGGAAAAAUUAUUCCCCAUUCACUUCAUCCAGAAACAUUGGAUUGGAUUGAUCCUGCUAAAAAUAAUUUGGUUUCGGAAGUAAGCAGAACUGAUAUCAAAGUUUUCAACGCUCAUGGUGAUGUUCAUAUCGCUGCACUAGAUUGCGGGAUGAAGUUUAAUCAAAUACGUUGUUUUGUUAGGAGAGGUGCAAAGGUGACGGUUUUGCCGUGGUCAACUGACUUGACUAAAACCGAAACAAAUUAUGAUGCACUAUUUAUUAGUAAUGGUCCUGGAGACCCUAUUCAGUGCAGUGGUAUUAUUGACCAAAUUCGAGGAUGGAUGACCAAAAAAAAACCUCUAUUCGGCAUUUGCUUAGGUCACCAGUUAGUUGCUUUAGCAUGUGGCUUCAAAACAUACAAAAUGAAAUAUGGAAAUAGAGGUCACAACCAACCGUGUGUUCACUUGCCUACUGGACGCUGUUUUAUAACCAGUCAGAAUCAUGGAUAUGCAGUUGACACUAAAAAUAUCCCGGAUGGCUGGUAUGAAUUGUUUCGGAAUAAAAAUGACUGGUCAAAUGAAGGUCUUGCUCAUUACACUCAUCCAUGGAUGACUGUUCAAUUUCAUCCUGAACACAUGGCUGGACCAAACGACCUGGAGUUUUUGUUUGAUGUUUUCCUAAGUUACAUCCGAUCAUCUGGUGGACAGAGUCUAAGUGAUCAUCUAACGAGACACAUUUCCUAUGACCAGGAGAAAUUUGAAAGAGUGCUUUGCAGCAAAGACAAUAAACCAAGAAAGGUUUUGCUUCUAGGUUCUGGCGGGUUAUCAAUUGGUCAGGCUGGGGAAUUUGACUAUUCUGGUAGUCAGGCUCUUAAGGCCCUUCGAGAAGAAGGUGUUCAAACGUUACUGAUCAAUUCAAACAUUGCAACUGUACAGACGACCGAAGGAAUGGCUGAUAAGAUAUUUUUACUUCCAAUUGCACCAGAUUCUGUUGCCCGCGUUAUAAAAGCUGAGCGUCCGGAUGGUCUUCUAAUAGCUUUCGGUGGCCAAACUAGCUUGUCAUGUGGUCUCGCUUUGACAAAAGUUAGGUCAAGUUCCUUAAUUUCGGAUCUUAAAGGUGAAGAUUCAAAGGCAUCAAAUGUGUUGGAUUUAUAUAAUUGUCGAAUUUUGGGUACUUCCAUAUCUACCGUUGAAAUAACAGAAGAUAGAGAACUAUUUGCAACAGCUAUGCGAGCUAUAGGAGAAAAAGUUGCUCCGGCAAAUGCAGCGACCUCUGUACAGGAUGCGGUCAAAGUUGCAAAUGAUCUUGGUUAUCCUGUACUUGUACGUGCAGCUUUCGCAUUAGGAGGAAUGGGGUCAGGGUUUGCUGAAAACGCUACUGAACUAGAACGACUGGCUGGUAAAGCUUUGGCUCAGACGACUCAAAUUUUCAUCGACAAAUCCUUAAAGGGAUGGAAAGAAGUUGAGUAUGAGGUUAUACGUGAUGCUUAUGACAACUGCAUUACAGUCUGUAAUAUGGAAAAUGUCGAUCCUGUAGGCAUUCACACUGGGGAAUCUAUUGUUGUAUCACCAAGUCAAACACUCUCAAAUGUUGAGUAUUAUAUGUUACGAUCUGUUGCAAUUAAAGUUGCUCGUCAUCUGCGGAUUGUUGGUGAGUGCAAUAUUCAGUUUGCGUUAGACCCACAUUCUUUGAACUAUUACAUCAUUGAAGUAAAUGCCCGACUGUCUAGAAGCUCUGCGCUCGCUAGUAAAGCCACUGGUUAUCCUAUAGCCUAUAUAGCUGCUAAACUUAGCCUGGGCAGGAGUCUCCCAGAACUUACAAACAGUGUAACUGGUGGUCUCACCACAGCAUGUUUCGAACCUAGUUUAGAUUACUGUGUUGUGAAAGUCCCUCGCUGGGAUUUAGCAAAGUUUUCCAGGGUGAGUCGCAAAAUUGGCAGCUCCAUGAAAAGUGUUGGUGAAGUAAUGGCAAUAGCACGCUGUUUUGAAGAGGCCUUGCAAAAAUCUCUUAGAAUGACGAACGAAAGUGUCUCUGGAUUUGAUGGCUCACUCGAAGUUCCUGAUGAAGAUGAUUUAUCUGAUCCUACAGAUGUACGAAUCUACAAAUUAUCUGCAGCACUACGAUCCGGCUGGUCAGUCGAACGUCUUCACGCGCUUACUUCCAUAGAUCCAUGGUUUCUAUAUCGUAUGCGCUCCAUUGUUAACUGUGCAAAAGAGUUAGAAUCGCUACAUGACGGGGCUCUCGCAAAUGCUAUGAAGUUAUUAGAAUGUAUACCAACAACCGUUCCAGACAACAGCUCCUUUCAUACUUUGGUGCGACAUGCUGAAAAAGUGAUGGUUGCUAAAAGGCUUGGUUUCAGUGAUGUCCAGUUAGCUCGUGCUUUACGUUCGACUUCAGUCAUGGUUCGUUGGUUUCGUAAACACCUUAACUUAAAACCACUGAUCCGCUUAGUCGACACUGUGGCAGGAGAAUGGCCUGCAACUACAAAUUAUCUUUACACAACUUAUGCAGAUAUUGCAUUAGGAAAUAUUCAACAUUUACUCAAAUCUUUCGAUGACUGUCAAACCGAAACUUUAGUAUCACAGAAAAUGAUAGAUUUACUAUUAAAGUGCAUGACUGUGACCAAAAUUCAUGAAGUCUCACCUGAGCAAAAAUCAAGCAUUAUGGUUCUUGGCUCUGGAGUUUAUCGUAUUGGCUCUAGUGUUGAGUUCGACUGGUGUGCUGUCGGUUGUGUCAAGGAACUUCGACGCCUGGGAUGGAAAACAGUUAUCAUCAACUGUAAUCCCGAAACUGUGUCAACGGAUUUUGAUAUGUGUGACCGACUCUAUUUUGAUGAACUAUCUCUUGAACGUGUUCUAGAUAUAUAUGAAUUCGAAUCACCCAUAGGUGUUAUUGUUAGCAUGGGCGGCCAAACACCAAAUAACAUCGCUAUGCCAAUGCAUCGUUUAGGUGUACCUAUUCUUGGCACAAGUGCUGAGUCCAUUGACAAUGCUGAAAACCGUUUCAAGUUUUCACGUUUGUUGGACUGUAUCGGGUUGUCACAACCUAGAUGGAAAGAACUCACUGAUAUUGAUUCAGCCAAGGCCUUCUGUGAAGAAGUCGGUUACCCAUGUCUCGUUCGACCAAGUUACGUGUUAUCUGGUGCUGCUAUGAAUGUUGCAAACGAUCAUGAUCAAUUAAUUACAUUCUUGACUGCCGCAAAAAAUAUUAGUCCAGAACACCCAGUUGUUAUAAGUCAGUUUAUUUUGGAUGCCAAAGAAAUAGAUGUUGAUGCUGUUGCACAAUCUGGUCGCCUAGUUGCAAUGGCUGUCUCUGAACAUGUGGAGAAUGCUGGCGUUCAUUCAGGUGAUGCAACACUUGUCACACCCCCUCAAGACCUCAACGAAGAAACUGUGAAACUUAUUAAAGAACUAGUUCGAGCUUUAGCUGAUGAACUCGAAGUAUCGGGUCCAUUCAACCUACAACUUCUUGCUAAAGACAAUCGUCUUCUAAUCAUAGAAGCUAACUUGAGAGUCUCCCGUUCUUUUCCAUUUGUAUCUAAAACACUAAAGUAUGAUUUCAUAGCAGCUGCUACACGAGCCAUUCUUGGUGCAGCACGUGAUUCCAUACAACCCCCAUUUGAUACACAUAGUUCAAAGCUGGAAAGAUUGUCUCUAUCCAAGUCCUUUCUUGAACCAUCUGUCAACGUUUUGGAGAACCCUGUAGGAUAUGUUGGUGUAAAGGUUCCGGUAUUCUCUUUCGCACGCCUUUUGGGUGCUGAUGUUUUGUUGGGUGUCGAAAUGGUCAGUACUGGUGAAGUAGCAUGUUUUGGUGUUGAUCGCUAUGAAGCUUAUCUGUUAGCACAAGCUGCUGCACUAUGUAAUACCAAUGGACUCCUUCCUAAACCAGGUGAUAAUGUAUUCUUAUCUAUAGGGAGUUAUCGUCAUAAAUUGGAAAUGCUUCCAAGUGUUAAACAGUUACACCAACUUGGAUACAAAUUAUACGGAAGCUGUGGAACUGCUGACUUCUAUCAAACUCAAGGCAUUUCUAUCAUCCCGGUUGAAUGGCCUUACGAAGAAUCAGAUAUAUGCAUUUCUGAUAAUAAAGUUCAAAAUAAUAUGGAUGCAAACUCAAAAGACGGUACAAUUCAGCAGUAUCUUAAAGAUAAACUGUUUUCAUUGAUUGUUAGUUUAUCAUUGAAAAAAGUGGGAUCACGACGUCUUUCAGCAUUUGUUACACGUGGCUAUCAAACUAGACGUCUUGCCGUUGACACAAAUGUACCGCUUCUAACUGAUGUAAAACUGGCUAAACUUCUUAUCGAAGCUCUUUAUCGUUAUUUUCAUGGACAAAGUGCAAAUAAAACACUAAUAAAAUCUGAAGACAACGAAUAUAACGUAUAUAAACAAUCAUUCCUUCAUCGUUUACUUCCAUUGCAUUCAAUAACUUCCAGUCAAAUAAUCUAUCUGCCAGGAUUGAUCGAUAUUCACGUCCAUACCAGGGAUCCCGGAAUGGAAUAUAAGGAGGACUGGACAUCUGUUACUAAAGCUGCACUUGCGGGUGGUAUAGUAACUAUUUUAGCAAUGCCAAACACCGAUCCUGCAAUAGUUGAUGAAGAUACCUUUAACAUUAUGAGCAGAAAUGCAACAUCUAAAGCUUGUUGUGAUUACGGUCUUUAUGUUGGCGCAUCAUCAGAAAAUGCUUCCACUAUUAGUUCUCUGUCUCACAAAGCCGUUGGACUCAAGAUGUAUCUUAAUGAAACAUUUACUUGCUUAUCGUUAGGCAAUAAGCUUAAUAUUUGGCGUCAACAUUUUGAAAACUGGCCAAGUGAUCGUCCAAUUUGUUGCCAUGCUGAAGGUGAAACCAUUGCCGCUGUAAUUCUUUUAGCGGAAAUUACUGGACGCAGUGUACAUAUUUGUCAUGUUGCACGUAGAGCUGAAAUUGAAUUAAUUCGUGACGCUAAACAACGUGGUCUAAAAGUCACAUGUGAAGUUUGUCCACAUCAUUUAUUCUUAACUGCAGAUAAUUUACCUCAAGAAGGUGGUUGGAAUGAAGUGCGCCCACGACUCGGUACAGAAGAUGAUAUAAACGCCCUUUGGGCUAACAUUAACACAAUCGAUUGUUUCGCAACUGAUCAUGCACCACACACUAUUUCUGAAAAGAGUAAAGCGUCAGGGGCACCUCCUGGAUUUCCAGGUUUGGAAACAAUGUUGUCGUUGUUACUGACCGCUAUGUAUAAUGGCCGGCUUACGCUUACUGAACUGAUUGAACGCCUGUAUAUUAAUCCAUACAAAAUAUUUGGAAUACCAACUGCUCACACUUUAUAUGAAGCUGUGAACUCAGUUAGUCGGGGGAUAUAUGGCGAAACAUGGGUUGAAGUUGACAUGAGUGCUGAAUGGCGUAUCCCUGGGGCUGCAUGGGAAACCAAAUCAGAAUCUGCACCUUCAUUCUUUACUCGUGCUAAUUGGAGCCCUUUCGCUGGAAGAGUUGUUCGUGGUCAAGUUCGUCGGGUCAUGCUCCGAGGUCAUCUAGCAUUUGUCGAUGGACGUGUUUUGGUAGAACCUGGUUUCGGUAAGGAUGUGUCGUCAGACAUAUCCUUGUCUAAGAAUUCUUACGAUCCACUAACAAUUGACACUUCUUUAAAACAUAUUCCUGUCUCAGCUGGUUCUCCCACUCUUAGAAACCGAUAUAAUUCAAUUAAUGAACGUGUUCAGAUAUCUCAAGAUGAACCUGGUACACCGAUCCCAGCUACCGCUCAAAGUGAUGAGGGACCUCGUAGUCCAAUUAUUGUAUACCAACCUUCUGCAUCUGGUCUGAUUCCAACUGCCCAACUACCUCAAACCCACCAAACCCUCCCAAGUAUAUGGUUAGAAGGUUUAUCAGGGAAGCAUAUACUUUCUUCUCUGGAUUUCUCAAAAGAUCAUCUUCGUCGGUUGUAUAACUUAGCGCAUAGUUUUAGAGUUGCUCUAAAUAAAAACAAACCUUUAGAUCAGAUAUGUCGUGGAAAAGUAAUGGGAAAUCUGUUUUUUGAACCAAGUACGCGUACUUCUAAUUCAUUUGCUAUAGCAAUGCAGCGACUGGGUGGCACUGUAAUGCAUUUUUCGGAAUCUACCAGCUCCCAGACAAAAGGUGAAACUGUUUUAGAUACUGUACGGAUAUUAGCCAGUUAUUGUGAUUGCUUGGUAAUUAGGCAUCCUGGAAAAGGUGCUAUACACGCUUUAGCAAAUUCAAUAGUACACAAACCAAUUAUAAAUGCAGGCGAUGGAAUAGGCGAGCAUCCCACUCAGGCACUACUCGAUGUUUUCACAAUCAGAGAGGAGAUCGGGACAGUGAAUGGUCUAACUAUCACUAUGGUCGGCGAUCUCGCUAAUGGACGCACAGUACAUAGUUUGGCCCGAUUAUUAUGCUUAUAUAAAGUCAAACUACGUUACGUCACUCACAGAGAUGAAUUUAAGAUGCCAGCAGAAGUUAGAUCGUAUGUUGCUGAUCGUGGUAUUCCACAAGAAGAGAUGACUAGCUUGGAGGAGGCACUACCUGAUACUGAUGUUCUCUACAUGACACGUGUGCAAACAGAAAGAAUGAGUGAUGACAGAGAUGCCCGGCGUGAUCAAUUCGUUGUUACACCUGAACUGAUGACACUAGCCAAACCUAGAGGAAUGAUUGUAAUGCACCCACUACCUCGUGUUGGAGAAAUCAGCCCCAAAUUCGAUUCCGACCCUCGAGCAGCUUACUUCCGUCAAGCGGAGUAUGGAACGCAUGUUCGCAUGGCCCUCCUGGCUAUAGUGCUGGCUAAUCCGAAAUGAACUAAUUAUGAUUCAGUCACAAUGAACAGUAUUUCUUAAACAUUAUUUUGGUAUAUUAAAAAUGUCACUAUUUUGUUUAUUGCUUUGAUACAUAAACACUUCAUGAUGUGAAAUAUUAAAUUGAUCUAAUACUCUGCAUGGGAAAUGUUACUCUACUACUAAUUAUUUACUUUUUAUAUUCAUUCUAUAAGUAGUAUCAAGAAUAAAAUUAGUUCUCAGUGCAUUUUCAUCUUCUAAACAAGUUUGGAAUACCAAAAACUGCCGGUACACAGUUCAUAAGCUACGUUCAUUGCGUAACGAAUACAUUGUGGAGAGAAAA